Messenger RNA from Cololabis saira (Pacific saury), 6713 nucleotides. It is a transcript of the gene ptpn23a, whose product is annotated as protein tyrosine phosphatase, non-receptor type 23, a. The record is from RefSeq and is a predicted model, not a curated record. The coding region runs from base 132 to 5855 and encodes 1907 amino acids. Gene Ontology annotation, molecular function: protein binding; protein tyrosine phosphatase activity. Gene Ontology annotation, biological process: protein transport to vacuole involved in ubiquitin-dependent protein catabolic process via the multivesicular body sorting pathway; endocytic recycling; early endosome to late endosome transport. Gene Ontology annotation, cellular component: endosome. The transcript has 26 exons. NCBI's taxonomy places the organism in Eukaryota, Metazoa, Chordata, Actinopteri, Beloniformes, Belonidae.
UCAAAGUGUAAAUGGAUACAUGACACAGUUGCUUGGAGGAAGGCUAGUACCGUCGGGGGGAAACCUUUUACCGUCCACGGCUUCUUAAACCGCCGCAGUUUCACAUUGCGUCGAGCGACGAGGUGGCCGCGAUGGAGGCGGUGCCCCGGAUGCCGAUGAUCUGGCUGGACCUGAAGGAGGCUGGGGACUUCCAGUUCAGCCCGGGCGUGAGGCAGUUCAUCCUGAAAAACUAUGGGGAGAAUCCGGACAACUACAACGAACAGCUGAAGAAACUUGAGAGUCUCCGGCAGGGCGCAGUGAAUGUUACGAGAGAUUUCGAGGGAUGCAGCACUCUGAGGAAAUACUUCGGACAGCUGCAUUACCUCCAGAGCAGAGUUCCCAUGGGAGCAGGCCAGGAGGCCGCAGUGCCAAUCUCAUGGACCGAAAUUUUCUCUGGAAAAACAGUCACCCAUGAUGAUAUCAGCUAUGAGCAGGCCUGCAUCCUCUACAACCUCGGGGCCCUGCACUCCAUGCUGGGAGCCAUGGACAACAGGGUGUCUGAGGAGGGGAUGAAGGUGUCGUGCACACACUUCCAGUGCUCGGCAGGGGCUUUCUCCUACCUGAGGGACCAUUUCAGCCACAACUUCAGCGUAGACAUGAGCCACCAGAUUCUUAACCUCAACAUCAACCUCAUGCUGGGCCAGGCUCAGGAGUGUCUUCUGGAGAAGUCCAUGUUGGACAACAGGAAGAGCUUUCUGGUUGCGCGCAUCAGUGCCCAGGUGGUAGAUUACUACAAAGAUGCCUGCAGAGCUCUGGAGAAUUCUGAAACAGCCUCCAUGCUGGGAAAGAUCCAGAAAGACUGGAAAAAACUGGUUCAGAUGAAGAUUUAUUACUUUGCUUCUAUCGCACAUCUUCAUAUGGGCAAACAAGCAGAGGAGCAGCAGAAGUACGGAGAACGGUUGGCGUACCUGCAGAGCUCCCUGGACAAACUCAGUGAAGCAAUCAAGCUAGCGAAGGGUCAACCUGAUAGCGUGCAAGAGGCCCUGAGAUUCACCAUGGAUGUAAUUGGGGGAAAGUUUAAUUCGGCCAAAAAGGACAACGACUUCAUCUAUCACGAGACGGUUCCCUCCCUUGAGACUUUAGCAUCAGUCAAAGGAGCGCCGCUGGUUAAAGCUCUGCCAGUGAAUCCUACCGACCCCAGUGUCACUGGACCGGACCUGUUUGCCAAACUGGUGCCCAUGGCUGCUCACGAGGCCUCGUCCCUGUACAGUGAGGAGAAAGCCAAACUGCUGAGGGAUGUCAUGGCCAAGAUCGACGGCAAGAACGAAACCCUAGAACAGUUCAUGGACUCUCUAGGUUUGGACCCAGAGUCUGUGGACAACCUGGACAUCUACAACCACAUUCCCCCGGUCCUGAUGGAGAAGUGUGCUGCUCUCAGCGUCCGGCCAGACACCGUCAAGAGCCUCAUUCAAUCCAUGCAAGUGCUCUCAGGUGUCUUCACUGAUGUGGAGUCUUCACUCAAAGAGAUCAAAGACGUCCUAGAGGCAGACGAAGCGGGCGAGAGAGCCCUCAAGGAUGUCGGCGGCCCCGCUGCAGGCGAAGUGCAUCCACCAGCGCAGAACACGGGUCUGGCGGAGAUCCGCAGGGACUUGGAGAAGUACAUGGAGGCCCACGAGAAGGCCAGUUUCACCAACACGGAGCUCCACCGGGCUAUGAACCUGCACAUCAGCAACCUGCGCUUGCUGGGGGGUCCUCUGGAGAGUCUGAGAGACGCCCUGCCGCGGCCGCAGCUCAGCGAAGAGGAGGUGGCAGGGCUGCAGUGCAUGAAGCGGAUCCUGGGGAAGGUUCAGGAGAUGAGGGAGCAGAGAGGAUCUUUGGAGAAACAGCUCCGUGACCUCAUCCAGCAGGACGACAUCACCUCCACGCUGGUCACCACCGAGAGGGGGGACAUGAAGUGCAUAUUUGAGGAGCAGCUGAAGAAGUACGAGCAAGUGAAGGUCUACAUUGACCAGAACCUGGCAGCACAGGAGAACAUCUUGAAGGCCCUGACGGAGGCCAACGUUCAGUACGCCUUCGUUCGUAAGAGCCUGAGCCAGACGGAGCAGCAGUUUAACGGCACCGUCCAGGGACUGGUGGGCUCUUACGAGGCGUACGAGGACCUCAUGAAGAAGUCGCAGGAGGGAAAGGAGUUCUACGACGACCUGGAAGCCAAAGCAUCACGUCUGCUGGAGAAGGCAAAGACGGUGUGCCAGACCAGAGCGGUGGAGAGAAAUCCUAUCUUGGAAAAAGACACACAAAAGAAGCCCCCGGCACGGCCCACAGCAGCGAAGCCCUCGCUGAAGCCGAAAGACGUGGACCCCUCUAUGAUGGACGACCCGGAGCUGGCCCAGCUCAGCGCAGCCAUCCUGGCCCUGGGGGGCGACCUGCCGGAGGAGCUGCGCAGCCUCCCCUGUGACAUUCCAACCCUCCCCAAUGCCGCGGGGCGUUUCCCUGGACCCGAAGCCUUCAUUCCCCCCGGUGCCAAAGCGGGCGGCAGCUCCUCGCUGCCCUGGCCGGGUCACCCGGGUCACCCGGGCCACCCAGCCCCCGGUCUCCCUCAUUUCCCCGCUAACCUGCCGCCCCCAGAGCUCCUGGCUCGGAUCGCUCAGUUCCCCACGUCAGGACCGGUUCCUCAGAUGGCUCCGCAGAGACUUCCUCAGAUCCCCGCCCAGCCUGGUUACCGGCCGCCCCCCCCUCAGCCCGGGGUGGUUGCUCCCGCCCCGGUCCGGCCCUCCACCACCACCGUGGACAGUAUCCAGGCUCCCAUCCCCAGCUACAACCCGGCCCCCCAUCACGCCGCCCCGCCCGCUGCCCCAGCCGGCUACACCAUGCCCCAGAUGGGGGCGUACCCCCACAUGAUGCCCCAGCCGGGGCUCCCCAUCCACCGCCCAGUGCAGGUACCGGCCGCUCAGCCGCAGCAGCAGAAGCACCUGCAGCAGUUCCCCCACCCCGUCAGGCAGCCCCUCCCCCAGGGGUACCAGCCGGGACCCAGACCCGUCCCCGGCCCUAAUCCCGCCCUCCCAACACACCAGAUGUACGCUCACGGAUACCUGCCCCCCCAGUACCAGCAGCCGUUCCAGCCGCACCAACAGAACGGUUUCCAGCCCCAGCUCCAGUUCCCCCAGGGCUACCAGACCCCGCAGGGCUUCGUGCCCCAGCAGCAGCACCCCCAGAUGAUGCCGGGCUCCCUGCCCCGGCCCCCCCAGGUACAGAUGCCCCCCCAGAACGCACAGCCGGCCCCCGUUUCUUCCCAGCCGGCACCUGCUGUCCCUCAGCCGUAUCUGCCCCAUCCCAACCAGCACGGGCCCCCCGGACUCCCCCGGCAUCAGGUGAUGCAACCGCCGCAGCAAAUCCAAGUGCCUCCCAACGCCCAGCCGGGUCUGCCACACCCCCAGAUGCAGAUACCCGGGGGCCCCGGGGGUCCCGGGGGUCCCAGGGCACAGAUGCCCCCCAUGCCCCCGAUGCCCCCCGUCUCCCAGACCUACAUCCCCCCCAGCAGCCAGAACAUCCACCCGGGCCUGCAUCCUCAGAUGCCGCACAUGCCCACUGGCCCUCAGGUGCACCUGCAGAGGGGGCCCAUGCCCCCCAUGUCCCCCAUGCCCCCCAUGGCCCCUGGUGGGCUCCCCCCCCAGCACAGCUCCCUGCCCGGGCAGCCCCCGAUACCAAACAUGCCCCAGCAGCCCCUGCAGAUGCACGGCCAGCCCCCGCCUCACCCUGCUCACUCCGGGGGGGUGUGUUAUCCUGCAGGAGGCCCCAUGAUGGCGGCGCAGCAGCCCCUGACCCCCCAGCCCCCGCCGGCCCCACAGCCCCCUCUCCCCAUGGCUCACCCGCAGCCCUCCCUGUACCCGUCAGGGACUAACCUACCUCCGGGGGCCUCGCCGCAGCCCCCCGUCAUCAGUCCACCCACCCAGCCGUUGAUCCAGCCCCCGCCCGGAGGCCCCGCCGCCGCCGUGCAGCCGCCCAACGCCGUCCCCCCUUCCCCUUCGCCGUCGCCCUCCCCGUCCGCCUCCCCGGGCCCUGCGUCCCUGGGCCUGAGGCCGACCCCGGCCCCCACCCCCGGGAGCCCCGCCCCGCCCGCUCCCUCCCCCUCCCCGUCUCCCUCCACCUCCCUGUUCCAGCGGCAGAACUCCAGCACAGACGACCUGCUCUCCUCCAGCCCGGAGAGCCAGCCCGGGGGCCCCAAGGCCCCCACCAACGUGCUGCAGCCCACCAAGGCCGACCCCCAGGACGGGGAGCGGCGGAGGAAGAGCUCCCAGGGGGUCCUGCUCAUCCAGGGGGACCCGUACCAGGCGCCGGAGCGCGUGGCCCGUCUCCACGGGGAGCUGGAGCAGUACAGGUCCCAGGUGGACUCCCUGGAGCUGCCGGCGGAGAGCGAGGGCGGGCUGUCGGUGCUGGACGCCCGCUGGAAGGAGCUGCAGGAGCAGCAGGAGAAGGACGCCCGGCAGCUCUCCAUCGCCAUCGCCCGCUGCUACAGCAUGAAGAACCGGCACCAGGACGUCAUGCCGUACGACUUCAACCGCGUGGUGCUGCAGUCGGGGAAGGACGACUACGUCAACGCCAGCUACGUGGAGGACUUGUCCCCGUACUGCCCGCGGCUCAUCGCCACGCAGGCGCCGCUCACCGGCACGGCAGCAGACUUCUGGCUGAUGGUGUACGAGCAGAAGGUCUCGCUCAUCGUCAUGCUGGUGUCGGAGCAGGAACUGGACAAGGGGAAGGUUCUGCGCUACUUCCCGACGGAGCGCGGCCAGCAGGUCUCGCAGGGACAGAUCACGCUCAGCCUGACCACGCAGAAGAGCGCGCCCACCCACGUGGAGCGCAUGAUCAGCCUGCAGUACCGCGACCAGAGUCUCAAGCGGACCGUUGUCCAUCUCCAGUUCACGUCAUGGCCAGAGUUGGGUCUUCCUGAGAGCAAGAGCAACCUGCUGCGAUUCAUCCAGGAGGUGCACGGCCACUACCUGCACCAGAGGCCCCUGCACACUCCGGUCGUGGUGCACUGCAGUUCUGGUGUUGGGCGCACCGGCGCCUUCUGUCUGCUGUACGCGGCUCUGCAGGAGCUGGAGGCAGGAAACGGGAUCCCAGACCUGCUGCUACUGGUGAAGAAGAUGAGACAACAGAGGAAGAACAUGCUACAGGAGAAGCUCCACCUGAAGUUCUGCUAUGAAUCCGUGUUAAAGCACGCCGAGCAGGUUCUUCAGCGCCACGGCAUCACGACGGCUUCUUACAGCAAGAACACCAACUCUGCAGCCACAAAGCCUUACUCAAGACAAGAGUCCCAACAUGACAUUGUCCUCGGGGGCGACAUGCCCAUCAGCUCCAUUCAAGCCACCAUCGCCAAGCUCAGCAUCCGGCCCCCCAGCGACCCGGGCGCGGAGGCCGGGGCCCCCUGUGGCCCGGAGGAGGAACAGGUUCGAACCAUCUUACCAGGCCUCCACGCCAUGGGAGACAUGCAAUUGUUACAGGACCCCUGUCUCCCCACAGAUUGCCAGCCCCCUUCCUCCCUGAGCCCGCCGCUCACCUCCCCUCCUCAGUCUCCUCCGCCGCCCAACGGCCUGGACGGGCCGUCCCCCGCCACUCCACCGGCCCCGAGCCCCCAGCCCGCCGCCGAGGCCCCGCCCAGCGUCAGCCCGCCUCCCCCCGCGCCCUCGUCCCUGGAGCUCCUGGCCGCUCUGGCCCCCGAGGCCUUUUCCAUGGACGGAGGAGGCCGAGGGAAGCAGCGGUUCACCAAGCAGAGCUUCCUGCAGCCCGCCGAGGGUCAGGGUAUCCACGGGACGCGGGGAGACGAAGAGGACGACCCGCUCAGUAGCCUGGACCCGCUCUGGAGCCUCAACAAGAACUGAGCCUUCUCUCCCCCUUUUGUACCACCAGGUGUCAGCAAAAAGCCAGUAACACAGCGAUCCUGCUUUUUAAGGUGGAAAGACAGACAGACUCCCGGGAGCGUUGGUGACUUUUCCGUGGUGUUGCUCACCGAGAUGUGCCUGUUGGCAGAUGGUAACCGAGUGAUCCCUGAAACUAAAAACACACUUGCAUCUCUUUCCAUCGCCGCCGGCUUCAGGGCCCUGAUCACUAUGCACUCGUCUGUAUCUCUUCGUUCCUUCUGUUGGCUGCUUUUUCUUUAUAUGUUGGUGGUUGGAAGCACUUGUUCACUUCCAGCACUAGAUCUGGGACACCUUAAAAACAAACAGAAAAAAACAAACCAAUCCCAGCAUGCACUCCUCUCUCACAGCCCCACUACAGGUGUGUGUAAAAGCAUCAUACGGCUCUUCUUCACAGUUCCAUGUUUGAUUUUAGCGACUAGAAUGAUUGAUAUUCGGAGGUUCACGCUGGCCAGAUGAACUGGGUUUAGGACACUUUUCCACGUCGGUGCGUAAAUAUAUCUCAGUCAUACUGGCAGCACAUAACAGCAAACUAGCACGUUUUAACAGUGAUUUCUUUUGUUCAAUGUAAAUAUCUUAAAUAAAGUUAGGCUAUUCAAAAACAGUUGUUCCCUUUGGGGGAAGACAGAACUAAUCAAUCAUUCAUUGUUGUAAAAAUAUCAAUAAAUUCAGUAGACAAAAACUGCUGUAUCAAAGCCUCUUUAUUUGAAAAUUAGUACAAAGUUGUCUUUUACUUUUUCAUUUUGUUACAAAACAGUAAAUAAGUUACUUCCAUCACUACAGCCUGACGAGACUGUGGUCAGCCAGAAAAGCAGUCAAGAG